UUUUUUUUCUACCAAGAGAAAAUACAUAUGAUGGAUAUCUAUUCUGCAAUAUAUAACGAUGAUAAUCUCUACUCUACUAAUAUCCAGAACAUUUCAAAGUUUUACAAAAGCCAGAUAACCAAACAGAUAGUCAAAUCUAGAAUUGUCACUUAGAAUUUUAGAAAAAAACAAAACUUUACUUUUUCAUUACGUACAACUCGGACAUCAACCUUUUUUCACAUAAGACAAUAUGGUAAACCAAGUCAAAUAUUUAGAAAAUGAGACAUCUACAAGCUAUCUACGACAGAUUUUAGAUGAACUAACUCAUCGAGGGUGUGGGGUGUGGGUGGGGUGUGGGUGUGGGUGUGGAUGGGUGUGGGUGUACUUGUGAAUAUUUCAUUAACCCACACCCAAACCCACACCCACACACCCACACCCACACCCACACCCACACCCACACCCACACCCACCCCACACCCACCCCACACCCACACCCACACCCUAAAAAUUCUGAGCAAGUUCUUGCAAUUACGCUUUUUUUCUUGUUUUAUGAUCAUUUUACUGAACUUUCAGUCUAUUACACAAGGAAUUACGAUCGGAAAUUCUCUCCAACAAUAGCUCUUAUGGUUCUUAUGAUAUCCCGAAAGUUUCAGUUCAAAUAGAUGAUUUCUUCUUACGAUAUCGUAUACCUAAAAACUGCACUAUUUUUGUAGCUCUUGUAUGAAAGUACCGACUUUUUUUUGCGAACAUAUUAUCUCAGUAGGGAAACAUACGUUUGAGCUGCAACUUUGAGAAUAUCAUAAGGACCAUGAAAGCUAUCGUUGGAGGGAAUUUCAGGUCGACAUUCCUUGUUGUGAUAUUCUGCAGUAAGCUGAAAGUUCAGCAAAACGACCGUAACUCGCAAAGAAACGCCCUAUCGCACAAACCCUUUCAGGAUUUUUAUCUACACUACUCAAGAUUGUAAGUGAAUCCGAUGUGGUCCUAUCAAAAAAACGGAGUUAUCCAGAAUAGAAAACCUUUCGAAUACAUGCCUAGAUGUUCUAUCUGUAGUAAAAACUUCAGACAGAUAGAUUGUUUUUAUACGAUCGAAAAUAAACAUUUUAUUUCAAGAUUUGCACAACAAAUGUUUGAUUUUUAAUUUAUUUAUUAUAUAUAUAUAUAUAGAUGUAAAUCAAUUGAAUAUCCACAAGAUUUACCAACAGCAUCAGUUGUAAUAGUAUUUAAAAAUGAACGUUGGUCACCAGUUCUUCGAACAGUUUAUUCUGUCCUUAAUCGCUCACUAAAACAUUUACUUAAAGAAGUUAUUUUAGUUGAUGAUCAAUCAGACAUUGAGGAAAUGGGUCAACGUUUAGAUGAUUAUUGUGAAGAAUAUUUUGGAGAUUUUGUACGUAUUUUACGAGCACCAGCAAGACUUGGAUUAAUUAAAGCAAAAAAUUAUGGUGCAAGAAAUGCUACUGGAGAUGUUGUUGUGUUUCUCGAUGCACAUUGUGAAGCAAAUGCUGGAUGGUUAGAACCACUUUUGCUUCGAAUUAAAGAAAAACGUUCAGCUAUUUUAUGUCCGGGUAUAGAUAUGAUUAGUGAUCAAGAUAUGGCUGAUGGUGGCACAGGUGAUGGUAGUGUAGGUGGUUUUUGGUGGUCAUUACAUUUUAAUUGGAUACCGAUUCCAGCUCGUAUACGUAAUGCAAAAAAAAACAAGAGUUGA
Molecule: messenger RNA, 1681 nt
Organism: Rotaria sordida
Lineage: Eukaryota; Metazoa; Rotifera; Eurotatoria; Philodinida; Philodinidae
Source: the annotation of a GenBank genome assembly